AUGAUCUCGAAAUUGGAAGCCGACGAAACUGCAGUCAACGAAUUGGGAGAAGCCACCAGCAAGGUAACCCUGGAGAACCUCGUGGAAGAAUGCCAUCGCGUGGCCAAUCUCAAGCAGGACACAUUGAUGGUGGAGAACAAAGAAGCACGCAACGUCAACAUUGUUUCUCGCAACCAGAAUAAUCCUGCCUCAAAAAAGAACCAAAAAGUGCCGAAAACGCCAUGUUGGAAGUGUGGCGACCAGCACUAUGUUCGUGAGUGUCCGUUCGCUUCGCACACCUGUUCCAGAUGCAAGCAACAAGGACACAAGGUAGGUUAUUGCAACAGCAACAAGAAUACGCCGUCGAAACCGUUCAAACAGGCCAAAUCCAAAGAGAACGUGAAGACAAAAAGCAUCUACACGGUUCGCAACAUCGGAAGCAAGCGGAAGUUCAUCCCGGUCGAGCUCAAUGGUGUAGCAGUCAAACUUCAACACGACUCGGCGUCCGACAUCACCAUAAUCUCAGAAGAAACAUGGAUCAGCAUCGGACAGCCACCCACUCAACCGACGGAAGAAUCUACAGUUACAGCUUCUGGUGGCAAUCUCAACCUUCUCGCUGAGUUCCAGACCGAGAUCACCAUCAAGAAUGUUACCAAGACUGGUCGCAUUUUCAUCUCAAGCAGCGCUGAACUCAACGUUCUAGGAAUCGAGACUAUGGAUCUGUUCGAUUUGUGGUCUGUGCCGAUAAGCAGCUUGGUCAACGUCGUACACCCACGUUCUGAUCAGUUCACCAAUCAACUCAAGCAACAGUUUCCGGAAGUUUUUCGAAGCACGCUGGGUAGAUGCACAAAAGCGCAAGUGAAGUUGUACCUCAAGCUUGACGCACGUCCUGCAUAUUGCCCGAAACGACCAGUAGCGUACGCUGCACUCGCCAAGGUGGACGCAGAACUUGAGGCUCCAGCAAAACGGUAUAAUUUCUCCAGUUCAAUUCUCGGACUGGGCAGCACCAAUAGUCGUCGUACGCAAGUCGGACAAUGUAUCAGUCCGUGUAUGUGGCGAUUAUUCGACGGGGCUGAAUAA
Messenger RNA from Ochlerotatus camptorhynchus, 1059 nucleotides. RefSeq lists its product as uncharacterized. The coding region runs from base 1 to 1059 and encodes 352 amino acids. Gene Ontology annotation, molecular function: aspartic-type endopeptidase activity. Lineage: Eukaryota; Metazoa; Arthropoda; Insecta; Diptera; Culicidae. The record is from RefSeq and is a predicted model, not a curated record. The transcript has a single exon. Gene Ontology annotation, biological process: proteolysis.